Messenger RNA from Camellia sinensis, 528 nucleotides. NCBI's taxonomy places the organism in Eukaryota, Viridiplantae, Streptophyta, Magnoliopsida, Ericales, Theaceae. The record is from RefSeq and is a predicted model, not a curated record.
AUGUUGCUAGACAUCGGAGCAUCACAUUCAUUCAUAGAAUCUGCAUUCGCGUCUAUUUUGGGGUUAGAAAGUGAACAACUAGAGUCUCCACUCAUGGUAGAGUCACCUGUUGAGGAUAUGUCGGGUUUUGAUAUCAUUCUUGGCAUGGAUUGGUUGUCCUCCUAUUGUGCCAUUAUAAACUAUUACUGUAGGAGAGUUACUGUGUGCACAUUGGGUGGUGAUUGUUUCUCCUUUCUGGGGGAUAGAAUUGAUAGAUUGCUACUAUCGUGGUAUGACCCACGUACUCGAGGCAAACUUAGCUCUCUUCUUGCAACCUUCUUGGUUGAUGGGAAUAGUAGGAUUCAAAGUGUAUUCCCUAGAGUGGUUUAUGAAUAUUUUGAUGUCUUUCCUGAGGACCUCGCUGAAUUGCCACCUUACCGUGAGGUCAAGUUUUCUAUAGACUUGGUGCCCAACACGGCACCCAUAUCUAUGUCACCCUAUAGAUUUGUGCCGACAGAAUUGCUCAUUUUGAAGGAGAAGUUGCAAUAG